Molecule: messenger RNA, 5154 nt
Organism: Erinaceus europaeus (western European hedgehog)
Lineage: Eukaryota; Metazoa; Chordata; Mammalia; Eulipotyphla; Erinaceidae
Gene: ZFP69B
Product: ZFP69 zinc finger protein B
Exons: 6
Coding region: 441-2009 (522 amino acids)
Biological process (GO): regulation of DNA-templated transcription
Source: RefSeq, a predicted model, not a curated record
CUGGCCUGGGGCCGCGCUACGUGGAGCAUCUCUGCUCUGAGCUCCUGCAAGCGGCCGCGGCUGGAGGGCGGCGUUGCGAGCGGAUCUUUAACAAACUGUUAAAGCAUCUCCUGUGGAUUCAUAAAGGUGGCUGCUUAGAAUUAAUACUUGAAACUUCCACCCACCUACUGAGGAGACAAAGCUCAAGAUGGGAUCUCUUUCUUAAGACCCUUAGAAAGAAAAGGCCCUGACUCAAGAUUUCACUGCAGUAUGUUCAUGAGUUCCUGAGAACUGAGGACUCCAAGAAGCAGGAGUUGGUAAUUAGAGGAGACUCAUACUCAUUUAAGGUUUCCUAUCUGAGGAGCUGGCAGUUUCCUAAUCAAGAGUGGACAAGAACAAUCAGGAUUUAACUUUGUGGGCCGAAGGCAGGAAGCUCCCCCAAAAGGAGUUCUGAAGUCAUCAUGCCCCAGCAGCUCCCACUUACCCUUCCUGGGGAGGUUGACACCUGUGUGAAGUUGGAGAGAACAUCUCUGGGGAAGAAUGUAAAUAACAAGUCUGAAAAAGAAGCUCUGCUCUCUAGGUAUGCUCCCGAGACCCAGGGAAAAAGCCUAGAGGAUGAAGUAACCCCUGGAAGUGUGACAGCGGGAUCUCAGGAGCUGUUGACCUUCCAAGAUGUGUACGUGGACUUCACCCAGGAGGAGUGGGAACAGCUGACUCCUGCUUACAGGAAUCUGUACCGGGAGGUGAUGCUGGAGAAUUACUGGAACCUGGUGUCAGUAGUAGGAUAUCAGCUUUCCAAGCCUGGUAUGACUUCCCAGUUAAAUAAAGGAGAACUACCGCUGAUUGAACAAGAUGUAUCAGGAGUUUCAAGUUCAGACAUGAAGAAUAAAGAAUCCAUUGAAUCAACCUUGAAGAAUAUUUCUAGAGAAUUAUACUGUGACCUGAUGGAAAGACCCAAAAGAGGAAGCACUUUAUAUUCCACAUUGGGAAGAGUCUCCAAAACUGAUAAGUUAGGAAGCCAGCAGGAAAAAAAUAGGAUAGAUGAGGAACAGAACCCCUUGAUCUGCAAGAAAAUGCUUACUCGGAAGAGAGGCCAAGAAUCUAACAAAGUUGCAAAACGUAUUAAUGUUAACUCAAAAAGUAAUCCAGGAUCAGUAGCACCUCCAAGAAAAACAGACCAUAAAUGUGAAAUGACUGGACAGAAUAGCAGAUAUAAUUUAAAUUUGAUUAAUAAUUCCAGGAGUUAUACAAGAAUAAAAUCCUUUGUAUGUAAUAUUUGUGAAAAAAUCUUCAAACAGCUCAUUCAUCUUACUGAACACAUGAGAAUUCAUACUGGAGAAAAACCUUUCAGAUGUAAAGAAUGUGGAAAAGCCUUUAGUCAGAGUUCAUCCCUUAUCCCACACCAGAGAAUUCAUACUGGUGAGAAACCCUUUGAAUGUAAGGAAUGUGGGAAAACUUUCAGACAUCCAUCAUCUCUUACUCAACAUGUCAGGAUUCAUACUGGGGAGAAGCCCUAUGAAUGUGGUGUAUGUAGGAAAGCAUUCAGCCAAAGCAUUGGGUUGAUCCAGCAUCUGAGAACUCAUGUUAGAGAGAAACGUUUUACUUGCAAAGAAUGUGGAAAAGCAUUUUUUCAAAUUAGACACCUAAGGCAACAUGAGAUUAUUCACUCUGGUAUGAAACCCUAUAUUUGCAAUGUAUGUAAUAAAACCUUCAGCCAUAACACAUACCUAAUUCAGCAUCAGAGAAUUCAUACUGGAGAAAGACCUUAUACAUGUAAGGAAUGUGGGAAAGGUUUUAGUCAGAGAAUACAUCUCUCUAUCCACCAGAGAGUCCACACUGGAGUGAAACCUUAUGAAUGCAAUCAUUGUGGGAAAGCUUUUAGGCAUGAUUCAUCCUUUGCUAAACACCAGAGAAUCCAUACUGGAGAAAAGCCUUAUGAUUGUAAUGAAUGUGGAAAAGCCUUCAGCUGCAGUUCAUCUCUUAUUAGACAUUGCAAAACACAUUUUAAAAAUACUAGCAGUGAUACGUGAAGUAUGUGCAACACAAAAGAAUCACCAUGUUGGAAUAAAAUCCUGUAAAUUAGUGGUUUUCUGAAUUUUGGAUCUCAACUACCAAUAUAUUUUUGUAAUGGUUUAACCCAGUAUUACAACUAUAAAUUUUGCCAUAUUAAAAAAUUAGCAUUGUUUUAGAAAACAAUCAUUUUAAUAUUUAAAUGUGUAAGAUGGAUAAAAUUCAAAAGCAGUUCUUUAUGUUAAAUUAAUUUUAUGAAAAUCUCCCCAAUUUUUUUUCUUUUCACUGUAGGCCAGUGAUAGCUUCAUCAGUUUGUUACAGUCAGUGAUCUGCAAACUGAAUUUUGAGAAUCACUGUUUAAAUACCACUUUAGUAAGUUAAAAUAAAAUGUCCUAUAGUUAUGUGAAAGCCCUUAUAUGGCUAGAAGAGGAAUAAAUAAAAAUACCAGUUGACUGAUUUCUAGAGAAAUAAUGUUAAAUAUGGUUUUAUAGAAUUCAUAUAUGAGAUAAAUAUUUAUAUUUUAUACUUACCUUCUGAGAAUAACCUUUUAAUGCAAGUAAAUAUAUAAUUUGUACUGUAUAUCCUCUUUUAGAAACAAUAGUUACUAUUUUAAUGCAAAACAUCUGGUAGCUGGGGGUGUAAAUAAAAAACAUCUGGAGAUAAUACAUAGACCAGGGAGUCUCAGCCUUGGCAUUGCUAUUAUUUAGGGGUGGAUAUUUUGCAAUUAAAAUCUGUUGUAUUUAUUGUAGAAUGUUUAGCAUUUUUCCUGGCUGGCUAUAAGAUUUUUGUAGAUGACAAUAGUCUUCCCAACCAUUAUAACAGCCAAAUACCCCCAGACAUUGUUUGAUAACUCUUAAAAGAGAAAAUUGUCCCUAGUGGACAAUACUGAUAUAAGUAAAGUUGUGUUCCUACAGGUAUUUAAAAAGUAAGAGGGUUGUUUACCACUCCUGCUGUUGAGCAUAAAAAAUUAUUGAUAAUAGCAAAGACUUUCAUUUAAUGUCAAAUUAGUAUGCUUGUGUAUAUUCCAUAAAUCUUGUUUUUCUAUUAAUUUCUUUGGUACUUUGUUGUAUUUAUCAUCCUUCAUGGAUCUGUAUUCUCCCCAAUAAGAAGUUUUAAUAAUAUUUGUGAUAAUACUAUGGAAACAGAAAUUAUUUAUAGGGCUUUAUGCAGUUUAUGGUAAUUAAUAUAAUCAUAAUGAAAUUUUUGUUUAUCCCUAAGUAGUUUGUAAUAUAGUUCUAAUUAGCUGUCUUUUAGAGCCAUUAUUUUAUCAUUACCAUUAUUACACCUAAAAAUAGGUCAUAUACCUUCUUAAUACAUGAGUAUGUCUGUCUCACUAACCUCCAAGAUGUUUUAACUUUCUCAUUGCCCAGUAUACAAUAUUUUAUUAUAUCUUGUGAUUUCUGUUCUGUGGGAAGGUCUUUGAGCUAACUACCAGAACAACAGUGUAGGGGCUCACCAGGAAGGACCAGGGAGAAGAUAAUUGACUACAAGGGCCAAUGUGAAGCAGGGAAAUAUGUAAGAGGAAAUACAGGAAUUGACUCAUAUCACUUCAGUGUAUUUUAUAGAUAAUGCAUUCUUCAAACCAUAACCAGAGAUAGGUCAAGUUCAGUUUCUUACUAUUAUGUGGAAAAACUAACAAUUUUUCUGGUCAUUGAAAUAAUGAAAGUAAAACUGCAAAUCUAGAAGGUAUAGCAUUAUGUCUUCAUCUCUAGAUCUUUUUUUCAAGUUACUCCAUUUACUUUUUUCUAGUCCUCAUUAACUGAUCCUUGUAUAAAUAUAUAUAUAUAUUUCAUGAGCCAGAACCUCAUAGAGUACCUUUUCAUCUAGAUAGAGAGACAUCAUAAUACUGGAGCUGUUCUCAGUGCUAUGGCAAUCCCAUGAGGUGUGUGUGUGGCAAGGCAACAGGCACCCUACCUGGUGAGCUACCUGCCAAUAGUUUUUUUGCCCCCUGGUAUAGCUUUGUCAGAAAGAUAGUUGAGAUACAUGCUGUUUGUUAUUUACACACACACACACACAUUUGUAUAUAUGUAUAUGUAAGUAUACAUAUUGGAAAAGUAUAGCAUACUUUUCUGUUUCUCUACACAAAAAUGUGUCAAGCCUUUUCCGACAAAAAAAUAUACAUAUUCUAUUAUGUUUCUAUGUGUUAGAUUUCCUAGGAAUUUGGGUUUCUCUGAUUGAUUACUUUAGUAAAAUGCAUGACUAUCACUUUUCUUUAUUAUAGUCCCUGCCUCAGUGAUUUCAUGUAAUCCUAUGGCUUAUAUGUGUAACUUGACUGCCAAAUUCAGCCUCUCUCUUGAACUCCAGCCUUGUUUCUGCCAUCAAGCCUUUAUACUUGAUACUCCUCCAGAUAUCCUAUGCCUGAGAUUUUCAUCUUUGCUCCAAUGUUACCUUUUCACUGAAGCCCAUGUUGAGUAUACUACCUUGUACUAUAACCUGUCCUUUACCCUAAUUUCACUAUUCCCAAACUAUCUUAAUUGCUCUACAAUUUCCAUAUCACAGAUCACUUUAUAUACUGUAUGCUUUAUAAAUUUAUUCAGCAUGUGCAUGCCUGUUUCCGAAGUGUAGUGGUUAUCGUGUUUGCCUCACAAAUUUAUUAUGCUUAUUGUUUUCUAUUGUCUCCACCUACUAGUAUGUAAGCUCCAUGAGAGCAGGGAUCAUUUUGUUCACUGAUGUAUUUAUCACAAGUGCCUAGAACAGUGCCUGGCACACAGUAAAGACUCAAUAAAUAUUUGUUGAAUUGUUUUGGGUUGAACUGCAUUAUGUGUUCAUAUGACAAUAAAGAUGACCCUUAUACUUUAACCCCUGCAUUUUAUAGAUUAGAUUUUUGUUUCUUAUUUUUGAAUAAAUAAAUUUUAUUUAUUUAUUUUUAAAUUUUUAUUUAUUUUAUUUAUUUAUUCCCUUUUGUUGCCCUUGUUUUUUUUAUUGUUGUAGUUAUUAUUGUUGUUGUCAUUGUUGGAUAGGACAGAGAGAAAUGGAGAGAGGAGGGGAAGACAGAGAGGAGGAGAGAAAGAUAGACACCUGCAGACCUGCUUCACUGCCUGUGAAGCGACUCCCCUGCAGGUGGGGAGCCGGGGUUCGAACCGGGAUCCUUAUGCCGGUCCUUGUGCUUUGCGCCACCUGCGCUUAACCCGCUGCGCUACAGCCCGACUCCCUUUUAUUUAUUUU